Molecule: messenger RNA, 1835 nt
Organism: Erinaceus europaeus (western European hedgehog)
Lineage: Eukaryota; Metazoa; Chordata; Mammalia; Eulipotyphla; Erinaceidae
Gene: FUS
Product: FUS RNA binding protein
Exons: 15
Coding region: 138-1682 (514 amino acids)
Biological process (GO): regulation of DNA-templated transcription
Cellular component (GO): nucleus
Molecular function (GO): RNA binding; transcription coregulator activity
Source: RefSeq, a predicted model, not a curated record
UACGGCCCGCCGCGGUGCGUAGGCGGCGGCAUACAUAAAUUGCGACGCAGGAGGCGGGGCGGCUCAGUCCUCGCGGCGUCGGCGCUCGGUGCGGUUGGAACCUUGUUACGUGCCGGCCUGUGCGCGCGUGCGCGGACAUGGCGUCAAACGACUAUACCCAACAAGCAACCCAAAGCUAUGGGGCGUACCCCACCCAGCCUGGGCAGGGCUAUUCCCAGCAGAGCAACCAGCCCUACGGACAGCAGAGUUACGGAGGUUACGGCCAGUCAGCGGACACGUCAGGCUAUGGCCAGAGCAGCUAUGGCUCUUCCUAUGGACAAACCCAGAACACAGGCUAUGGUGCUCAGUCAGCCCCCCAGGGCUACGGCUCCGCCGGCGGCUAUGGCGGCGGUCAGGGUUCUCAGUCUUACGGGCAGCAGUCGUCCUACCCCGGCUAUGGCCAGCAGCCGGCUCCUAGCAACACCUCUGGAAGUUACGGUAGCAGCUCUCAGAGCAGCGGCUAUGGGCAGCCCCAGAGCGGGGGCUACGGGCAGCAGUCGGGCUACGGCGGACAGCAGCAAAGCUACGGACAGCAGCAAAGCUCUUACAACCCCCCGCAGGGCUACGGGCAGCAGAACCAGUACAACAGCAGCAGCGGAGGUGGCGGAGGGGGUGGCGGAGGUAACUAUGGCCAAGACCAGUCCUCCAUGAGCGGUGGCUAUGGCAGUCAAGACCAGAGUGGCGGCGGCUAUGGGGGAGGCCAGCAGGACCGAGGAGGCCGGGGCCGCGGUGGCGGCGGCGGUGGCGGCGGUGGUUAUAACCGCAGCGGAGGUGGCUAUGAACCCAGAGGCCGGGGAGGUGGCCGUGGAGGCAGAGGCGGCAUGGGCGGAAGUGACCGUGGUGGCUUCAAUAAAUUUGGUGGCCCUCGGGACCAAGGAUCACGCCAUGACUCAGAACAGGAUAAUUCAGACAAUAACACCAUCUUCGUACAAGGCCUAGGCGAGAAUGUUACCAUUGAGUCUGUGGCUGAUUACUUCAAGCAGAUCGGUAUAAUUAAGACAAAUAAGAAAACCGGACAGCCCAUGAUUAACCUGUAUACAGACAGAGAAACAGGCAAGCUGAAGGGAGAGGCAACGGUGUCGUUCGAUGACCCGCCUUCAGCUAAAGCAGCCAUUGACUGGUUUGACGGUAAAGAAUUCUCUGGAAACCCCAUCAAGGUCUCAUUUGCUACUCGCCGAGCAGACUUCAACCGGGGUGGGGGCAAUGGACGCGGAGGCCGAGGGAGAGGAGGACCCAUGGGCCGAGGAGGCUAUGGAGGUGGCGGCAGUGGCGGCGGUGGCCGGGGAGGAUUUCCCAGUGGAGGAGGCGGAGGCGGCGGCCAGCAGAGAGCUGGGGACUGGAAGUGCCCUAAUCCUACUUGCGAGAACAUGAACUUUUCUUGGAGGAACGAAUGCAACCAGUGUAAGGCCCCUAAGCCAGAUGGACCAGGAGGAGGCCCAGGAGGCUCUCACAUGGGGGGCAACUAUGGAGAUGACCGCCGCGGGGGCAGAGGAGGCUACGACCGGGGCGGCUACCGAGGCCGCGGAGGGGACCGUGGGGGCUUCCGAGGGGGCCGGGGUGGUGGGGACAGAGGUGGCUUUGGCCCCGGAAAGAUGGACUCCAGGGGUGAGCACAGACAGGAUCGCAGGGAGAGGCCGUAUUAGGCUGCCCCGAGUUUCUGGAACAGCUACUCUCCUGUACCCAGUGUUACCCUCAUCGUUUUGUAACCUGAUUCCUGAUCCACCCACAGAUUUUUGUGUUGGACUGUAAUUGCAACUAUAUCUCUGGCUCCCAUUAAAGACCAUCAUUUUAGUUAA